This is a messenger RNA of Cydia fagiglandana, 4642 nucleotides long. RefSeq names its product transcription factor AP-2-epsilon (gene TfAP-2). NCBI's taxonomy places the organism in Eukaryota, Metazoa, Arthropoda, Insecta, Lepidoptera, Tortricidae. The coding region runs from base 316 to 1548 and encodes 410 amino acids. Gene Ontology annotation, cellular component: nucleus. Gene Ontology annotation, molecular function: DNA-binding transcription factor activity, RNA polymerase II-specific; RNA polymerase II transcription regulatory region sequence-specific DNA binding. Gene Ontology annotation, biological process: anatomical structure development; regulation of transcription by RNA polymerase II; regulation of cell population proliferation. The transcript has 11 exons. The record is from RefSeq and is a predicted model, not a curated record.
UUUCGGGCCAAUGGGGCGCCCCGGGGCGGAGCCUCGAGCGCCGCGCGGCGUUUCGCCCCCAGCGAAAACCUUUUCGCCUGCAGUCGUUUACCGAUAAGCCUGAGGGAUGGUCGGUUAUUAUUACAUUCGGUACGUGAGCGGAUGGCUCCGGGCAUAAUCGAUAAUGCGGAAGGCAAGCCAGUGACUGUUGUGAUAUGAGACAUUUUGUGUUCUGUGAUAUGUUUGCCUUAGUAUAGAUAGCAUGAACCUUUAUAUGCAGUGUCACCGCGAGCUGUGAGAAGAAACCACAAGUAGACUACUAGAAUAAUAAUCAAAAUGACUUUCCGUUGUGUUCCUACAUUCCAAGCUGUGUCCAAUGACAGUAGCGCCACCUGGGAGCGCCUGGGCGGCGGCGGGCUGGGCCUGGGCGGCGGCGGCUUCCGCGGCGGCGGGCAGCCCUCGCUCGCCGACUUCCAGCCGCCCUACUUCCCGCCGCCCUUCGCCCCCGCGCCGCAUCCUGCCAGCCCGCACCACCAACAACAGAACCAUGGCAUGGAAUACAGCGGCGGUGGCGAGGCGUACGCGCAGCACUACGCGCCGCAACAGCUCCUGCCGCGCCACCACACGCACCACGAACACGCGCGGUUGCACCGCGACCAUCACGACAUUCACACGCACCAUUUGGGGCACAGUGGUUUCGGCUACGGCGGCGGCGAGCGGCGCGCUGACUACGGAGCGAGGGAGCAGCAUGAGAUCGCUCUUCACCACGCACUGCACUCAGAGGAGGCGCCGAAUGCCGGCAUGGAUGAUACUACAGGGUUCAUGACUGAUCUACCUUUAUUAAAAACGAUAAAAGGGCGCGACGGCCUCGGCGGCUCAUGCGCGCCCAACGACGUGUUCUGCUCAGUACCGGGACGGUUGUCACUACUGUCCUCAACGAGCAAGUACAAGGUGACAGUGGGGGAGGUGCAACGACGGUUGUCACCCCCAGAAUGCCUCAACGCAUCGCUGCUCGGCGGAGUUCUACGCCGAGCGAAGAGCAAAAAUGGCGGCCGCCUACUACGGGAGAAGCUGGAAAAGAUAGGACUGAACCUGCCGGCGGGCCGGCGGAAAGCUGCCAACGUCACUCUCCUCACUAGCCUUGUCGAAGCGGAGGCAGUGCACCUAGCACGUGACUUCGGCUACGUGUGCGAAACGGAGUUCCCGGCGCGCGCGCUGGCGGAGUACCUCGCGCGGCAGUACGCGGAGCACGACGCGCGGCGGCGACGCGACCUACUGCAGGCCACUAAGCAGGUGACCAAGGAGCUAAUGGACCUCCUUAACCAGGAUCGUUCGCCGCUCUGUAAUACGAGACCGCCGCACCUACUGGAGCCGGCCAUACAACGGCAUCUAACCCACUUCUCGCUCAUCUCACACGGCUUCGGUGGACCGGCCAUAGUGGCAGCACUGACUGCUAUACAGAAUUUCCUAAACGAGUCUCUCAAGCAUUUAGACAAAUUAUACCCCCAAAGCGGUAUGGUUUCGUCGUCAAUGGACAAAACCAAAAUGGACCCCGACAUCAAGAAGUAACACCAACAUAACGGCGGAAACGUCGGCCGCACAGAGUAUAACCAUGUGACCAAGGAACUGUCCAUACGGACGCGAAUUAUCUUCAUAUCGUUCUACUGCCAACAUACAAAAUUUAAAAGGAGAUUGCGUAUUUAUUUUUAUGAUGAUCUUCGUUUGUGGCCCGCAUACAAAUAAAGUGCAAUUAUAAUACUCAAGAUUGUGAGAUUUGUAAAUAUAGAUAUUAAAAUGAAUACCCAUAGUAUUAAUUAGCAUUUAAAGUAGUAUUAAAUUCUCAGGCCAUGAUUUCGUGCUUUCGUCGAGACGAACUAUUUUUAUUACGAGGUUAUGACAAAUGCAAAAACUGCAAUAAGUAACACAUAUCAAAUUGUAAAUAGUUUAUUAUACAGUAUGUAUACAUUACAUACUAAGGGAUAACAUAGCAUUUUCACCGAUCGUUCGAAUUUAGAAAAAACCUCUUUAGUUAAGGUUAGAUAUAAUUUUGCUAGUGACUCAAUGUGAAAGUGUGCCAAUUAGUUUAAAAACGGAUACAUGUGUCCGAUGAUUAAGUAAUUUAAUAUUUAUUGAUAAUCUCGCAUGUAUAUAAUAAUUAUGAGUACCGUCUUGCCCAAUUUCUCAGUUGUAGUGUUUGUAGAACUAAAUUACUUUGGUGGAAAUGGUGCCAAAAAACUGGUAACUAUAGUUGGUCAAGCAGAUCUUGUCAGUAGAAAAACCGGGCAAGUGCGAGUCGGACUCGCGCACGAAGGGUUCCGUACCAAAAAGCAAAAAAAAAACAAAAAAAAGCAAAAAAAAAACGGUCACCCAUCCAAGUACUGACCACUCCCGACGUUGCUUAACUUUGGUCAAAAAUCACGUUUGUUGUAUGGGAGCCCCAUUUAAAUCUUCGGACGGACGGACGGACGGACAGCGAAGUCUUAGUAAUAGGGUCCCGUUUUACCCUUUGGGUACGGAACCCUAAAAAGGCGGCAAAUUUGAAAAAUGUAGGCGCGAAGGGAUAUCGUGUCAUAGAAAAUUUGAAUUUCGCGCCGUUUUCUACUAACAAGAUUUGCUUGGCCAUCUAUAAAUCAAACCAUGUAUUAACUUCGAAAUUAAGUUCGACAAGAUUACACUUUAUUGAUUAAAUGAAUAUGUAUAUGAAUAUGACUUGAUACGCACAAUUCGCACCACUGAAUAUUCAGGGGGGCUACCGCGAAAACCGAAAUUCGCAAAUUGCGGGGAUGUUUCUCUUUUACUCCAAUGAAGGCUUGAUUAGAGUGACAGAGAAAGAUGCCCGCAAUUUGCGAAAUUCGAUUUUCGCAGUUAUAGUCCAGUUUAGUAAAAAUAUCAUAAAUUAUCUCUCAUACUUGCUCAACAAAUUUAAAACUCCACAAUGAUCUUCAAUCGUGUGCCAAAUGAUACUUAAUUAAACAAAUUUAUUAAACUUGACGUUGAUAAGCUUGUUUUGUUACUUUUACCACCACAAAGACUACCGAAUAAGUUUAAUUAUUUUUGUAAGACCAUUGUCAUACUUAAUAAAAAAGAAUUACAUUUUAACCUUUUAACCAUAUUGUAAGAUAGCAACCGUAAUAUGAAUGCAAUCGUGCUAAUUUACUAUAUAUGUAUUAUAUGACCAUGGCUUGAUUAAUUUUACCAUUAUUAUUUAUUCAUUUCAAUUUCUUACUUUUAACCACUAAGUAUUAAUUAAAAAAUACAUUGAAUUGCAUCAAGGCAGAGUGGAAAAUUGCGACUUUUCACGUUUGAAGUAAUCAAAAGGACCGACAUUGAGGUUAAAAGGUUAAAAUUAUCGUCGCACCUAUUCUGUUAAAACAAUAACACAUCCAAUAAAUCGAUUUUGCAAAUAAAACCUAUACAUGGUCCUAUUUUGUAAAUCUACACGAGAUUCGAACCUAAGACCACCAGCAUCACAGUUAUGUAGCGGUGUGAUACGCGGUUUAUAUACCGGGUGUGGCCUGUAAUAUGAGCAAAAAAUUAAACUGUAGGCUGUACUCCUCAUAUUGACCAACAUUUGUUCAGCGACUUUUAAAAAUAACUUGUGGUUUAAUUUUUAAUACACUUUAAAGUUUAUUCUAAGACGCAAUGUAUUGUGAAUUUUGUUAUGUUUAAGGCGUGACAAGCAACGUCAAUCACAAUGAUAUGUCGUGGCGAUGGCGUCCAUUGAAGAUAAUAUUUAUUUUGUAUGAAAAAUAGGGAGUCUAAAUACUUCAUAAUUUUUAAAAGUUGUUGAACAAAGGCGUCACCGUUUGAGGAGUACAAUCUAUGUUUUAAUUAUUUGCUCGUGUUACAGGCCACACCCGGUAUGUAGAAUAUUAAAUUGUAGAUUCAUAAAAUAGGGCUCUGAAGUAAUUUCAUUACAGGUUACUUUGAGACGAUAGUGGACUACCGCUUCUGUAUACAAACGUAGUCCCCGUUUUUCUGCCUGGAUAUCUAUCUAUCUAUAAUACCUUUAAACGAGCAAUUCUUGUAUAUUUAUAUAUAUACCUAUAUAUAUUUCGGGGAUCUCGGAAACGGCUGUAACGAUUUCGAUGGCUUUUAGGGGGGUUUUCGGGGGCGAUAAAUCGAUCUAGCUAGGUUUUAUCUUUAGGGAAACGCGCAUUUUUGAGUUUUAUAUGUCUCCUAGAUAUUUAACUAUUAAUUUGUUGUAUAUUAACCAUAGCCAUGCUCCUUCGUUGGACUUUUUUUCGAUUUGUGUAUUAUUAUAAUGAGGUCUUAUAAUUUAACUGAGCGAAAAACGAAACAUAGUAACUCCAGGUUUAAUCGGUUAACCCCGGGUUAGUGAAUUGAUGCAAGUGGCGCUUAAAGGGUUAAUAUACAAAGAGGAAAAUGGGAACUAUGUUUGUAUGGAGAAACGAGCACGUGACGUCGUCUACUUUCCUCUAAACAUGCUUGUACUAGUAUAUUUUAUACUUUUCGGGGAUUACCUCAUUGUAACUUAAGGCUCUGUGAAGUUCUUGAAUCAGGGUAAAAUUGUGUCGCACAUUUUGUUCAAUGCACUAUGUUAAUGUUAAUUCUUUGGACACGGACUUUGGAUACGUUUGGUUGGAGUGUAAUGACGAUUUAUCAUCCUCAUGGAGAUAUUUCUUGAAAAAUAUCGAUAAGA